CUUUGUCGACUUUCAUCAUGCCUGGAUUCUCGCAGGCUACUGAGCUCAGCUCCUGGAAGGCUCUCCAGGAGCACCACGCCACCCUGGGCCGCAACAUCGUGCUCAAGGAGUACUUCGAGAAGGACCCCCAGCGCUUCGAGAAGUUUAGCCGCACCUUCAACAACACCGUGGAUAACUCGGAGAUCCUCUUCGACUUCUCCAAGAACUUCCUCACCGAGGAGACCCUGGGCCUGCUCGUGAAGCUGGCCAAGGAGGCCGGUGUCGAGGAGCUGCGUGAUUCCAUGUUCCGUGGUGAUCACAUCAACUUCACUGAGGACCGCGCGGUCUACCACGCUGCUCUGCGCAACACCUCCAAUGAGCCUAUGGAGGUUGACGGCAAGAGCGUUGUCGAGGAUGUCAAUGCUGUUCUCGAUCACAUGAAGGAGUUCUCCGAGCAGGUGCGCAGUGGUGAGUGGAAGGGUUACUCUGGCAAGAAGAUCGAUACCAUCAUCAACAUUGGUAUUGGUGGCUCUGAUCUCGGCCCUGUCAUGGUCACCGAGGCCCUGAAGCCCUACGGCCAGGAAGGCAUGAAGCUUCACUUCGUGUCCAACAUUGAUGGCACCCACGUCGCCGAGGCGAUCAAGGACUCCAACCCCGAGACUACCCUUUUCCUCAUCGCCUCCAAGACCUUCACCACCGCCGAGACCACCACCAACGCCAACACCGCGAAGAAAUGGUUCCUGGAGACCGCCAAGGACGAGGCGCACAUCGCAAAGCACUUCGUCGCUCUGUCCACCAACGAGGCCGAGGUCACCAAGUUCGGCAUUGACGCCAAGAACAUGUUCGGCUUCGAGUCAUGGGUUGGCGGUCGUUACUCCGUCUGGAGCGCCAUUGGUUUGUCCGUGGCUCUGUACAUUGGCUUCGACAACUUCCACCAGUUCCUGGCCGGUGCCCACGCCAUGGACAAGCACUUCCGCGAGACUCCCCUGGAGCAGAACAUUCCCGCCAUCGGUGGUCUGCUGAGCGUCUGGUACAGCGACUUCUUCGGUGCCCAGACUCAUCUGGUUGCUCCCUUCGACCAAUACCUGCACCGCUUCCCCGCCUACCUGCAGCAGCUGUCCAUGGAGAGCAACGGUAAGGCCAUCACUCGCUCCGGCGAGUAUGUCAAGUACACCACCGGCCCUAUCCUGUUCGGUGAGCCGGCCACCAACGCCCAGCACAGUUUCUUCCAGCUGCUGCACCAGGGUACCAAGCUCAUCCCGGCCGAUUUCAUCAUGGCCGCCGAGUCACACAACCCCGUCGAGGGCGGCAAGCACCAGCGCAUGCUGGCCUCUAACUUCCUCGCUCAAUCCGAGGCCUUGAUGGUUGGUAAGACCCCCGAGGAGGUCAAGGCCGAGGGUGCCCCCGCCGACCUUGUCUCUCACAAGACUUUCCUGGGCAACCGUCCCACGACCUCCAUUCUGGCGCAGAAGAUCACCCCCUCCACUCUGGGUGCUCUGAUCACCUACUACGAGCACGUCACCUUCACCGAGGGAGCUAUUUGGAACAUCAACUCCUUCGACCAAUGGGGUGUCGAGCUGGGCAAGGUCCUGGCUAAGAACAUCCAGAAGGAGCUGGAGACUGAUGGUGCGGGCGGCGGCCACGACGCCUCUACCAGCGUCACCGUACCAUCCGCAUCUCGAGUCCCCAGUGUCGUCGCCCUGCUCUCCAUCGCUGGUGCGCUGUUACCGUCCAGCGCAGCAGCGGGGGACAGCCGUGGCGACAGCGGGGAGGGAUACUCACUGGGCCAAGAAAUCCCCAUAUCCUGCCUGAAUCGAACAUUUCCACAGUUCAAACUACAUAGUCUUCAAGAGGAACAAUUGCUAACCACCGAAUGCGUUUCCAGGGACGGCGAACAUAUUACAGACGACCUGGGCAAACUCCAAUACGUGCCCUUCGUAACAUGCAACGAGACAUCCCGUCCUCUCUCCAUCCACUACGGCGUGCCCGAAACAAUCACCUGCACCGUCCCCGCCCUCUCAGACACUCUAUACCACCUACUAGAGUUCUACGUGCACUCCGACGAAGUCGAACCCAACUCCCUCUCCGCCCUAAACGACAACGGACCCCCCUUCACACCCAUAACGAUCGCCCUGCAGGGCACCCUGCAAAAAAGCCACCUCCACAUCUGGACAGACAUGAACAUGCUAAUGCACAACAUGGCCUCGGACGCCGCAGCCCAAGAUAGCACCUCGAACGCGCAAACCGGCCAACCAGGCUACACCGUCGCCGGAACCGCGUACUCAACCCCCGAAUUCGAGGCUGCGCUGGCAAAAGCCUCGCUAGACGAGGAUGACAAGGCCGUUGCGCUGGCGCAGGCUGCGCGCGAGCCUUGGACGCCCGGACACGGGACGAAGGUUAUUCGCGGUGAGCCGUUGGCGUUCUCGUUUCAUGUUGCGUGGGUUGAGGGCGGGGCGGGGAUUGGAUGGCCUGGUCGGCCGGAGGAGUAUUCGUUUUUGGGACCGGGGGGGACGGAUUGUUGUUGA
This is a messenger RNA of Penicillium manginii, 2504 nucleotides long. Its product is annotated as glucose-6-phosphate isomerase. Gene Ontology annotation, cellular component: cytosol. The record is from RefSeq and is a predicted model, not a curated record. Gene Ontology annotation, biological process: glycolytic process; gluconeogenesis; glucose 6-phosphate metabolic process. The transcript is spliced from 6 exons. Lineage: Eukaryota; Fungi; Ascomycota; Eurotiomycetes; Eurotiales; Aspergillaceae. Bases 18 to 2504 code for a protein of 828 amino acids. Gene Ontology annotation, molecular function: glucose-6-phosphate isomerase activity; monosaccharide binding; carbohydrate derivative binding.